AUUCCUGGCACAGUGGUCGCAAGUGGUUGCAUAGUGGUCGUUUCUAACUCCAAUCUGACUGAUUUAACCCCUGGCACUGUCCCGGUGUCCUUGAAUGAGCUCAAGAGCUUAUGAUAGGCUUAUAUGCUACUUCAACGUGAAGCUGACGCAAAACAAAACGCUGCUGAUGACCAAGUUACACGGUUAUCUGGGACCAAUAAUGCUUGUGUAUGUUUAUAUGAUGUUGCAGUGUCCCUAGGCUUUCCCUCGCGACGGAUCGGGUGAAUGGGGCUAGCGCGGUUUCGGGCGAAAUGCUGGCCAGCACCUCGCGCAGAAUAGUCCCGCGCCAAUUCAUUUGCAUAGAAUAAGACCCAUAGAAGCUAACGACGAUACGUAAGAGUCAAGGAAACCGUGAAACCUCGCACAAUAUUUUAGCGUUCGUGCUGCGAACCGCGUCGUCCUGGCGUGACCACAGCCAUGUUGGAGCCUGUGGAUGCCAGUCGAGAGGAGCCUAAACGCAGCAAAGGGCUUUUGCAGGGCUUGAGGCGUCUCUUGAAGACAGCCCGGUCUGGAGCGAGCGACCUCUCUCGCCAGUCGCAGACAACUUUAGAAGCUUCAGGUGAUGGAGUUUCAACAGGAACGAGUACAGGGGCGCAGCCUUUCGUGGAUGGCGCGUGGGAAGGCUCUCCAGCACCCGUGGCAAAGCAACGCAGGCCGCCUCGGCACGCAGCAUCUAUGCCUCAGCUUCUACCAAACAUGGCAGCCGCAGCUGCGGGUGAAGGGCCGGGCUCGUUCGCGCUCCCAUCUCCUUCGCCAGCCGGCGCUCGCGGCGCUGCGGCCGCAAACACCGGCCGACGAGUCGCUCCAGCUCCCUCAUCAUCCAUGGCAUCAGCAGCGAUGGCAGCUAAUCAAAUGAAGCUGCCGCCGAUUGACGCUUGGAGUCUUAGUCAGAGCGCGGUCGCGUCAGUCGACCCCAACUCCAACGGAGUGGAAGGGACGUCUUCGCCCCAGGGCGCUGGCGACGCUGGCACCGUCGGCACCGGGCCCGCCUCCCCCGUCGCAGGCGGCAGCGGAGCUGCCAGUGCCGGUGGUGCCGGCGGGGCCGUCGGCGCGAUCAGUGGCGCCACCCGCCGCUUCCUCACCAAGCGCUUCAGCAACCUGUCGUUUGGCUCCGGCCCCUCCUCUUCCGCACAGGCGCAGGUUGCAGCCGCCGCAUUGCCCUCCUUUACAAAAGGCGGCGGCGGCGGCGGCGUACACCACCACCCGCCCUCCUACGGCACGCUUUCCGGCGCUUCCCCCGGCGCCGCUGGCACCCCCGGCGGCACAGUCUCGGCCCCCGGCCGCGGCGGCCCCUACAACCUCGCCAUUUACGACGUCUCCGAGCCGCUGGGCAGGGCAGCCAUUCCCUCGCCUUCGGCGGGCGGCCGCGGCCUCAACCACGCCGUCAGCAGCAACCUGACGCCCGUGAACGCGUCCGCGCUCGCGCACACGCACUCGGGCGGCCUUGGCGGAGGCGGCGGAGGCGGCACCGGCCCCAAUAGCCUCACUAGCGUCGGCGCCGGCGGCUUGGGAGCCAGCAGCUAUGGCCUCGCCAGUCCCUCUGUGGCAAACACGGCGGUUUCCGUGCCGCUGCCCACCCUGCGCAUGGCGGUCAACGCCUCAGCCGGCGUGGCCGCGGCGGCGGCGGCCCUCGGCGGCUCUGGUGGCGUGGCCGCGGCGGCGACGGAGGGCAUCGGUGUUUGCGACGGCGGCGGCGGCAGCGGUGCUGGGGUUUCGCUGUCGCCCGCGGGCAGCACCACCGCUUUUCCCACGCUGGCCUCACAGGGCCACCCGCAACAACAGCAGCAGCAGCAGCAGCAGGCAACAAUGGCGCAUCUGUCGCCCAUGCCCAAGCCUGCCCGCCGCGCCGCCAGUACCUCAGUUGUCCCGAUGGAACCCGUGUCCCCGCCGCCGCCGCUGGCGCCCACGCCGCCGCCCAUGCCAGCAGCCAUUGCCGCCGCGGCGGCGGCGGCGGCUGCCGCGGCCGCCGCCGGCAAGACUGGUUCCAGCACGCUGCUGGCCAUCUGUCCGGGCGUGCCCGAGGGCAUGCGGCGGCCGGUGUGGUGCCUGGCGGACUACGCCAUUGGCGCCAGGCUGUACAAGGGCGAGGUGUCCUCGGUGUACAAGGCCCAGUGCCUGAGCUCGGGUCACAAGGUGAUCCUCAAAGUGUACAGCUUGAAUCGGGUGGCGGACAAUGCCGUACACACGCUGGUGCGGGAAAUCCGGAUCCAUUCCGAUCUGAGCCACUCCAACGUGCUCAUGAUGUACGGCGUGUUUGAGGAGGAGGACCGGCUGGUGCUGGUGCUGGAGCGGGCGGCGCGCGGGGACCUGUUCAAGGUGCACCGGGCGCUGCCAGGGUGCCGCAUGAACGAGGAGCAGCUGCGUGUGCUGGUGCUGGCGCCGCUGCUGGACGCGCUGGUCUACCUGCACGGCCGCGGCAUCGUGCACCGGGACAUCAAGCCCGAGAACCUGCUGCUGACCACCAACUGGCAGCUGCGAGUGGCGGACUUCGGAGCCGCCAUCAACAUCGCGCAUGAGCGGGCCGUCACCCGCACCGGCACCAUGGAUUACAUGGCGCCGGAGGUGGAGCGCUGCCCCAUCAAGGAACUGCCCGAGGACAACAAAAACAACAUGGACCUAGCCUACACCACCGCGGCGGACGUUUGGUCGGUCGGCGUGUUGGCCUACGAGAUGCUGGUCGGCUUCCCGCCCUUUGUUUCCGCCCAGCCCGGAGCCGGCGACAUCUACACCAGCGGCGACAACUUGCAACAAUUUGUCUCCUCGCUCGCCAACGACAACGCGGCAAUGAACCCUCGCGAGCUUCGCUUCCCGCCCUUCGUCACGGCGGGCGCUCAGGACUUCAUCGCGGCCGCGCUCGCCGACCGGCCGGGCGACCGGCCGACAGCAUUGCAGCUGCUGCGGCAUCCCUGGCUUAAGCACUCACUGCGCCAGGCUCAGUUCCGGCAGCAGAAGGGCGCGGGGACCGAGGCGGCGGAGGCUCAGGAGCGGCGGGCGCGCGGCACUGACGCCCUCGGUGCGGCCGCGGCCGCGCUCUUGAACGCCGGCGUCCACACGGGCGCGGCGGGCGCUGCAAACGCGACGAACCGUCAUGCGUACAGCGGCGCAGCGGCCGUGGGCGGCUCUGCGGCAGCCACGAGGGCUCAGCUCACGCGCCAGGGUGUGGCGCCUCCCGGCAGCCUUUCCCAUCUGGGCGCCAUUGGCGAGUUGGAGCCGCCCUCGCGCGCCGACACCUAGGGAGCUAGCUAGGGUGGCUAGGGCGGCGGCGGCUAGGGCGGAGACACCAAGCGUGCCGACAGCGAGGCCGGCUGCGGCUGCUGCGCGGCGGCGGCGGCGGCAGGAGCCCAGCGCAAGGGGCGGGGGCGGUCUUUGGUUGCACGACCUGCCCUAGCGGCCGCUUGCAGUGCAGAGCGCUGGCCGCUAGCAGUGCAGUGCAGUGCAGCCGAGUCGUCCGGUGCAGCUCAGGAGUCUGCAGGCCGUGCACGCAGUGAGAGGCCGUGCAGGCAAGUGGGGGAGGGGCCACGCAGGCAGUGGAGAAGGCGAGGGGACAGCGGUUUCCUACCGGCGCCCAUGGCUCGUGAUAACACAUGACCGAGCCCGCCUGAGGGUGGCGGCUUCUCGUUGUGAGAACGCUGCGGAAACGCUGCUAGCCGUGUAGGAGCAGGUCCCAAGUCAUCGGUCGUUGCCGCGGCCAUGUUUGCCAGAGCAGCCCGACGCAGGCGCGGCAGGAGGGAGCAGCAGCAGUGGCACCUACGCCGGCGCGACGUGGCGCCAGCAUUGCAUCACCAGUAGUAUCAGUGGCGGCUGGCACGGCGCGGGCGCGGGCACCGGCGCGGCCGCGGGGGUGCGGCGGCAUGCAUCAGCACACGCGUAGGGGGCAGGCUUGUACGGGGCAGGCACGUACGGUGGCACGGCGGGCUGCAUGGCUGCAGAAUUGACAACAAGGCGACGCGAAACACAGCGGUGACCGCGGAGGGGCGGCUCACGUGCGUGCUCAGUCAGUUAGCGGCGAGCCCGGCCGCUUCGUAAAAAGGGGCGGCAGCAUGGGCCGGGUGGAUACGCAUGGUAAGAAUGCGAAUGCGAGAUAUGAGCAAUGGCUCAUGGAAGCAUGCAGGGGAUAGGCUGCACGAGCAUUUUACAAAUCGCGGGUGCGCGGUGCAUGGGUGCAUGGCGAGAAAGGUCCGGGCACGUGCACACAUUGCAGAUUGGGUUUCAGGGGCGAUAGGGUUUUUCUGUGGGGCGACUGUAUGGGACUCAGCACCUGAGCAAGUAUGCUGAUGAAUUGAUAACUUUGUCUGGAAGGUGGAAAGAAAGAAGGGUUAUGUGCGUCUCUAGUGUCUGGCGCGUGCUGCAUGUGUUGUUCAGCUCUUUGCAUCGUAUCUUAGGGAUGCGCGGCGGGGGCUUCAUAAACAAGCGGUUAUGCGUUUAAUUGCGUUCCCCGACGUAGUGCGGUCCGGGCUGGGAUCACAAGAGAGUCAGGGAUUGGGGGCCGCAGGGCAUUACUGGGUUUGUUGGUCGCGACCACGCAGUAAAUACCUACCUAGAAAGGCGUCGGUGUGGAAAACACCGGGAGACAGGUAGAACGCGCCUGGGGCGCAACGCCUUUGUUGUUCAAGCUAUUGCCCUGACCGCGGGUGCUUAAUUAUGUGGUGCAUCGUUAAAGGUGCGUACGAGUUCUAAUGACGUAUCAGCGCUUGCUACUGAAGGGCAUUGAAUAUAUUUUAAUGCACGAGGUAACGAUGUGGGUGUUCACAGGCCCGGCUAGCGGGAAUGUUGUGCGCAGUUGCUAGUCGGGUUGGAAAUGUGUUUGGGGUGUUUGCUGGUUUCUGAGGAAACCGGUAUCGUAGUGACUUGGGUGCAGGCACACUCGCGUGCACGGUGCAUUAAUGUAGGCUGCUGCCACCGCUGGUUUGUGCAGCGUGCGUGCGGGCGGGCAGCAGCCUUGAUGUUUGUUCAUAAGGAGAGACGCAGGCUCUGCAACUCUGCCUCUUCAGAGUCCGCGUAGGCCGUGCGAGGGGCCGAGGUCCAGCCCCCGGGGAAUACGGGGCGCUGUUUCCAGUAUUCUUAUGCAGUCGUCCUGGUGGUGACGUCAUCUUAGCACAGGCUUCACUUUUUGAAUACAAGAUUAUUAUGAACUGACAUCGAGAGGACGUGACUGCGUGGCGAUCAUGGGUGGUCUGGGCCGCGUGCUAAGGCCGGUAUCAAGUGGCGGAUGUUGCUUGAGCGGUGGGAGGUUGUUUCAAGGGAGAGCGCAUCAGUUCAAUGUCGUCUCAGGCACCGCAGAGGAGUAUGGAUGAGGCGUUUGACCACACGCAGAUGAUCAACCACAUAUGCGUAGAGGCAUGCGUUCGGGAUGUGGACGAGGGAAGGCAAGGGACGCGGGGGCACAAACAAGGCUUUGGUAUUCAUUCGCCCUUUCGGCGAGGAGUGCUUGAGGCAAUUGAGGCUGGCGGUGCAUGCGGAUGCUGUCACAUGCGGUUUAUGCCCGUGGCAUGAUUGUCGUUGUGCGUGGUGCACGGCCGUUUGGAGCCAGGGGCCAGGGCCCAGGCUGUUUGUCUGGCUGUUGGUACGAAGCUGUAUCCUUCCCCGUUUCAGUCUGGUGGUCGCCCCAACCUGAUUUUGAGUUCGGCCUUAGACAAGAGGGGCACCCUUGGCCUGGGACGAUAUCAUCCUGUACAACAAUGCGACUUGGUGAUUCACUUGGUUUCCAACUCGAGUCAAUUCGAGUCGUGCCAGUUUCCUACCCGUGUCGUGCCGCUAUGCCCUGCAAGUGGCAGCACUCCCGGUGGCCUGUCCGCCUGUCCCGGUGGUUACCGGUUACGCAUUCAUGUAAGGGGGUGCCGUG
Chlamydomonas reinhardtii is the source of this 5881-nucleotide messenger RNA. RefSeq lists its product as uncharacterized. The record is from RefSeq and is a predicted model, not a curated record. Gene Ontology annotation, cellular component: spindle microtubule; spindle midzone; spindle pole centrosome. Gene Ontology annotation, molecular function: protein kinase activity; ATP binding. Lineage: Eukaryota; Viridiplantae; Chlorophyta; Chlorophyceae; Chlamydomonadales; Chlamydomonadaceae. The coding region runs from base 736 to 3273 and encodes 845 amino acids. Gene Ontology annotation, biological process: protein phosphorylation; regulation of cytokinesis; mitotic spindle organization. The transcript is spliced from 8 exons.